Messenger RNA from Calliphora vicina (urban bluebottle blowfly), 2740 nucleotides. RefSeq names its product Sox21b (gene Sox21b). Gene Ontology annotation, molecular function: DNA-binding transcription factor activity, RNA polymerase II-specific; RNA polymerase II cis-regulatory region sequence-specific DNA binding. The coding region runs from base 694 to 2502 and encodes 602 amino acids. The record is from RefSeq and is a predicted model, not a curated record. Gene Ontology annotation, biological process: anatomical structure morphogenesis; regulation of DNA-templated transcription; cell differentiation. NCBI's taxonomy places the organism in Eukaryota, Metazoa, Arthropoda, Insecta, Diptera, Calliphoridae. The transcript has 7 exons.
AACAAUUCAUAUUAAAAAAAAGCAAAGAAAUAACAACAGCAGUAGUCUCAGUCAGUAUUUUAAAUUAAAAAUACAAACAAUCAAUUAUUUUUUAAUAGUGCAAAAAUUCUUAUAAUAAACAAAACAAAUAAAUAAAGCAUGAACACAAAAGGAAAAUUUUAUAUAAAAAAAAUAAACAAAAUUUAAGGAAAGUUUUUAAAAAAUUUACAAUAAAAAUAAAAAUAAACACCUGUCUGCUAUAAAAAAAUAUAAAAAAAAUCACUUGCCGUCGGUUUUAACAAACAAACCAGAAAAAAAAUAUUUGAAAUCAAAUCUUUAAUUGUCAAGAAAUUUAUGAUGUCUAAUAAAAUGAAAUAACAAGUCAAUUGUGGUUUAGUGUGUGCUUUGUUUUUUUUAUAAUAAAAUUAAAAAUUAUUUAAAAGUGUUAUAAAUGUCUAAACUUUAAUUUAUAGCAUCAAGAUAAAGCAAGAAAUAAAUUAUUAUUAAAUAAAAAUUUAAAGUGUUUUAAAUAUUUAUUUAUUUAAAUUAAAUUAAAAUUGUUGGUAUUUAACUUUGUAUACAACUGGCAAUGUCACACAAUUUAACCAUUGUUGGGGAUUUAUUGGCCGGUAAAGCAAGCAGAGGUGUUGUUGUGCUCUUUAAAAUUAUUCACACAAUUCGUGUUGUUAACAAUUCUAUGCUUGUCUGCCCAGAAUGAUGGAACAUAUUCCAUCAAUAUCACUCUCUGGGAUAUCGUUAGCACAUCCACUCUCUAUCUCCACGGGACAAACACUCUCCAAUCAUUUCGGCAACAGUUCAUCGGCAGUCAGUUCUUCAACGGGCAGUCACAUUGAACAGUUAGCAGCGGCCGUACAUCAUCAUCAUCACCAUCAGCAACAACAGGCCCAGCAGCAGCAUCAUCACAACACUCAUUUGAAUUCCGCUGCUAGUUUACAGCAAAGCAGUAACAGUCAUUUGACUUUGAAUUCUUUGUGUGGCUUGCAAAGUGCCCAGCAUUCGGUGGCACCGACUUUAUCUUCACACAGUAGCUCGGUAACCAGCAGCUCUUCGGCGGCUCAACAUUUACAACAGAAUUCCACGGCUCACAACUACAUAUUGCAUCACGCUUCCCACCCCUCCAGCCAUUUACAAACAUCAUCACAUUCCAACAGCUCACCCUCUUUACAUUCGCAUCCUUUGUCCUCAUCCUCCAGCAGAUCUUUGGCUUCUUUAAGGCAAUCCGAGCACUUAAAUCACUCUGCCGGCAAUCAUACACACUCUUCGGCGGGCGAUAACAGUUCGGUAGCAACGUCUUCGGCAAAUUCUUCAGCCAUGGCUGCGGCAGCGGCGGCUCACCUGCAUCACAGUGCCCAAUCAUCGCCCAUGUCAAAUUUACAUCAAAACAUGGGCAGUCUAAUGAAUAGUGGAGGAAGUGCUAGUGAUGUGUUUUUUAGCCUGAUGAUACAAAAUACAACGAAACGUCAAAACGAAGAACAUAUAAAACGUCCAAUGAAUGCAUUCAUGGUGUGGUCCAGGCUGCAGCGUCGAAAAAUUGCCCAAGACAAUCCAAAAAUGCACAAUUCCGAAAUAUCGAAGAGAUUGGGAGCCGAAUGGAAACUUUUAACCGAAGAAGAAAAACGUCCAUUUAUAGAUGAAGCCAAGAGGCUGAGAGCCAUGCAUAUGAAAGAGCAUCCGGAUUAUAAGUAUCGACCGCGAAGAAAACCCAAGGCUUUGAGAAGAGAUGGUUAUCCCUAUCCCAUGCCCUAUCCAUCGGUACCAGUAGAAGCUUUAAGGGCAGGCAUAACGCCCAGUUAUUUUGCGCCGGGACCAGCAGCAGCCGCUUAUCAUUUAGGCAGCCAUCUAACGCAAACGAAUCCACCAAAUUCACAGACUUCAAUAUCCGGACAAAUGGAGGUGCCCAAAUUUGCUUUAGAUCGCAAUUCGUAUCUGAGCACAGCUGCCACAGCCGGCUCUUUGUAUGAAUCUUCAAAGGCAGCCCAGGCUAGUGCUGCCUAUAGCGCCUAUUUGGAUCCCAGCGUAUUGACAAAGGCCUAUUUCGAUUCGAAAAUGUAUCAGGAUCGAGCCGCCAACUAUGCCUUCGACAUAACAAAAAUCUAUGGAGCCCAACAGCAUAACUCCACGGCUGCCGCUGCAGCCGCCGCCCAUCAGCAUCACCAGCAACAGCAUCUGCUCAAUGGCCUGGGCAUAGCCAGUCCCCACAACAACAACAGCAACAAUGCCUCUUCGAACAGCAACAAUAAUGUCGACGAUCGCGACAAUUCACCACAUUUGGAUACGGGCGGCAAUAGCAGUAGCGGUCCCAUCGGUGUUAUACCCGACUCGAAAAGUCAUUUACAUUCACCCAACGACAGCCAAUUAGAAUACUCUCAGUAUGCUCAAUAUAACCAAAGUGCAGCAGGUUUUAAUAAUGGUUCCAUAACGGCAGCCGCAUCAGCGAAUACCGCUUCAGUGAGCUCGGCCACCAGUGGAGAUUUUCGCCGGCCUCUAACCGUUAUAUUUUGACCGCCAUCCGAUGAAUGCGAAGAGCUCAAUCUGUCCAUAACAAACUAGGAAAUAUUACAAAAAAAAACACAAAGAGCCCUCAAAUUUAAAGACCCCAAAUCCAUUUUGAAAUAAAGGAUUUCUUGGAAAUUCUAUUCUAUUAUGGCAGAAAUCCUUUUCAUUUAAGUGUUUAAUUUUCAAAUUCUACAACGAUCGGUGCAAUUUUAUUAUAUAUAUACAUGGAAAAUCAAAAUACUUA